AUGGCGCCAUCUGUAGUCGUAUUGCUCACGAGUGCUCGAAAUCGAAAAUUAGAAGGAAUACGAUUGGAAGUAAUUCGUGAAGCCAUUAAUCGAUGUUCUGGUCUUGAAAAUCAGCUGAAGAAAGCUUACAAGUCUCUGACGGUGACACCAAUUUUCGCAUCUGAUAUCAAACUUAUGGCACUAUUAACAACAUACCGAAAUUUCAAGAUUCGUUCAUUUUACGAGUUAGAGUAUUUGGUGCAUCCCUUAACUUUUCAUAAUGCUAUUGACCAGGUUUUUGAGAGGGAACGAUCGGCGAUAGUAGCUUUAGAGUUUGCUAUGGAAAUCCUUAUUGAAGCAAUCAAAAUAGUACGCAACGACUACGGGAACUCGUUGAAACUCGACGUUGCAGAAAUUGUAACUCCGUGGAAGAAGAAAGUUGAUGACGACACAAAUGUCUUUAAAACACAACUGUCCACCACGUCGACAGCGGAAAUGCAGUUGAACGAAGCCUACAUGACGUUCACAGAACUCUAUAACGUAGUGGACGAGACAGACUUUACCAGCAUCCCAGUUGGAAUCCGGUCUGAAGUGCAAAGAUUAAUGAAUUUUCAUAAAAAAGGAUACAAGGAUCUUUUUAAUAUUGUGCAGUUCGCACAGCACUGGGUUGCUAAUGUUUCGAGGACGUUAAAUAGCCUUACAAGAGACUGUGAGCUAAUUGAUAUUCGAAGUUAUCGGGAAAAGGAAUGUACUGUUCGGCACACUGUAGCUGUCAAAAUUCUAUCGGUGCUUGAAGAAUUUGCUCAAGACUUUGAUGUAUUAUGCGAUGUUCAUCUUAAAAAAUACUACUCAACAAGUCCACUUUCUCUGAUUCGUCUGGCCAAGAAAGAUCCACUGGAUGAGCUGCAAGUAGAAAUCAGAGGGAAUUAUACGGAAGUGACAAAAAAACUGAAAUAUCAAUAUGAUAAAACCAUGAAAGAGCACGAAGAUCAAAAGGCUAAAAAGCUUAACGAUGCAUCGUGCUACAGUCAGUUAAUCCACGAAAAGAAUAUUGAGAAAAUUUAGCAGGUUAAGUACAGCAGCGUGGCGCAGCGGAAGCGUGCUGGGCCCAUAACCCAGAGGUCGGUGGAUCGAAACCACUCGCUGCUAGUCGCUGUCAUCCGUUCAUGGGGGGCGGCACAUUUUGCGAGCCAAAAUAUCGAUGUUUUCAUACUUCAGUAA
Messenger RNA from Enterobius vermicularis (human pinworm), 1200 nucleotides. The record is from the annotation of a GenBank genome assembly. Lineage: Eukaryota; Metazoa; Nematoda; Chromadorea; Rhabditida; Oxyuridae.